This is a messenger RNA of Oncorhynchus tshawytscha (Chinook salmon), 8246 nucleotides long. RefSeq names its product nck-associated protein 5-like. The transcript has 16 exons. The coding region runs from base 949 to 5478 and encodes 1509 amino acids. NCBI's taxonomy places the organism in Eukaryota, Metazoa, Chordata, Actinopteri, Salmoniformes, Salmonidae. Gene Ontology annotation, biological process: microtubule bundle formation; microtubule depolymerization. The record is from RefSeq and is a predicted model, not a curated record. Gene Ontology annotation, cellular component: microtubule plus-end.
GCAGAGAGGCUAAGAGAAGAGAGAGAGAGAGAGAGAGAGAGGGAGAGAGAUAAAGAGAGAGAGAGAGAGAAAUUUUAGUGCACAUGGGGUUAUGGUAUUUUUGCGAGAGCCUUUUCCUUUAUCCGUGGAUAUGAACCUCAAGUGGAUUUUGUUUUCUCAGAUUCCUAGUGGAUUUCCCUGUUAUUCCUCCCUGGAUCUAAACAGCUGUUGAAGUCGUGAAGACCAAACCAUGCCUCCUCUUCAUUGAAACUUCAACAUGGGCCCUUGACUGGGUUCCCUGACUGGAUUUUAUUGUAUCUAUAUUUUACCAAGUGGUCCCAUUGAGAUCAAAAUACUUAUUUUUCAAGGGAGACCUGGCCAUUAAGGAUGGUGCUAUGUUGCACCCCCACUGAUCACCACCACUGCAUGCUCUACAGUGAAGAUUCCUCCAUGUGCUGUCUAUACUGACAUCCCUACUCAUGGAUAGUCAGUGGCAGGCUUCUGGACAUCAGAACAGCGAUCACUAACCUCAAUUUGGAUGACAAUUUCAACGAGUCGGCAGCUCUGGAUGUUCUGCUUACUCCCGAUCAGGCCCUAAUCCCUGGGACUCAAAAGACGAAGUAACGGCGCAAGAGAAGCAAACGAAGCGGCAUCCUGACGCUGGCUAGCAAAUAAACCGCCUCUACCCUCCAUCCUAUUGGCGAAUGUAAAUUCACUAGAGAACAAACUGGACGAGCUCCGCUCGAGACUACUAUCAACGGGACCUGAAGAUCUGAAACAUUCUCUGUUUCUCAGAGUCGUGGCUGAACAUUGAUAAUAUACAUCUCGCUGGCUUUUCCAUACAUCAUCUAGACUGGACGGCAGCCUCAGGUAAGCCUGAGUGAUCCAUCAGCCUAGCUGGAGAACAAACAACAUCUGGGUCGUAGAGAGAGAGAGGAGAGGGACAAGGCUCAGCAGACACAUAGCCAGAUGGUGUCACUCCAACAACACUACUCCAGCAUGGAGGAGAUGGUGAGGACCCUGCUACAGAACCAGGACACACUGGAGGGCCCCAGUGCGGAUCCAUUAGACCUCAUGAAGGCCUACAAGGACAAACUCCUGGAGGAGAUGUGGAAACAGCAGGACAGUCUGGAGGGCCCACUGCCCCCCUCGAAAGAAAGGAGGCCCAACUCUCCAGGAGCCAUCAGUAGGGGACACGGGGAGGACUACGACGAGACCAAUCCCAUUCUAGAGCGUCUGCGGGCCCUUGAGGUGGAGAACUCUGCCUUGACAAAGGAGAACGACAACCAGAGGAAGCAGUAUGAACGCUGUCUGGAUGAGGUGUCUAAUCAGGUGGUUCAAGCUCUCCUCACUCAAAAGGACCUGAAGGAGGAUUGUGUGAAGCUGAGGACACGCGUGUUUGACUUGGAGCAGCAGAACCGCCUACUGAACGUUCUGUUCCAGCAGCGGGUCAAAACAUCCACCGACCCUAUCUCUCAGGAAGUCCAGCGGAAUGGGAAGGCAAGUGUUCCUGCAGGGAGGUGGCCCAGCCUGCUUAGUCUAACCUGUCCACGCAGUAGCUGCAGUGGCAGUGAGGCCUCAUUAUCCAGCGCCUCUACUGAGUACUCCAGUGGCUCACAUACUUGGGCAGAAGGACAUCGCUCCUCCAAGCAGUCUGUGAUAAGCCGGGAGAAGAGAAUGAGCGCAGGGUCAGUGUCCAGCAAUCGGUCUGUCCCAGCAGAGCAGGCCGAUCUAAAUUGGAAGGAGGGCCACAUUCUGAAAGGCCUGAAGAGGCUCCAAAUGCGCAGCCCAGCUCCCAAGGAGACAUCUUCACUCGCCUCCACGUCACAUUUCAAAGACUGCAUGACCUCCAAUGAGGGCAUAUACUCUUUAGGGGUUAAGGGUGGGCCCCACGGGGUAGUGCCUAAAUUGGCAUUGGCAAAGGGACAUUUUUUUAUGCCAGGAGCAGGAGUCAGUACCUUAAUCUCUGACUCAGACGAUGUAGAGGAUGAAUUGCCUCAAUCACCAGCCAGGGAGUCCUGCGCCCAACCCAUUAAAGAGACUCUCCAUCUGGAAGGAGAGCCUGCGUCUGAAUUGGGAACGGCACAAGGGGGAAAGAGCUCUACGGUCUACAACUCCCAAGAGGAGCCUGUAAGACUCGUAAUUCCCAGCAACUCCUUCUCAACUGGAUCUCAAAACUGGAUAGAAAAAGACAAGCUAGUAGAAACUACAAGACAUAGUUACAAUUUGAGGCCAGAGAGCGUUAAACAGCCACAAAACAAAGUUACGGUCAAACAUCUAGAGGCACGGGCUAGGGAAGUGAGCCUACCCAUUCAGUAUGCAGCAGCCAGAGCUCUGAGUUGGGUUAGUGAGGCCAGACAGCGCAGUGCUUCCAUGGAUACGAAGCAGUACAGAGAGCUGAGCAGCCAGGGUGGAGUUGAUACCAAGGACUACACCAUUUUGCAGUCCCGACAGAAGAAAACACAGCCUAUGGCUUGCGACUCAGCAAGGAAGGCCUUUAUCCUCCGACGCAAGAGUGCAGAUGGAGGUCCAGACCAGGCCAAGCUACACCAGCCCCUACGUCAGAAACUUAUCAAAGUCAAUCAAAGGGCCAAGAACCGCUCAAACCCCCCUGGGCCCAGUGGCCCUCGCACAAAGAUUAACCUCAGCAAGGCACCAGGUCCAGCUAAGGCAUCAGUACAAAUGACUGAGAAAGGUGAGACUGCUAGUGGGGCAAGAACUUCAGGGCCCCUUGAGAAUACAGUACAUCGCUCCCCUUCUUCCUCCCCUCAGAAACUGGUCAAAGUAUUUGAGCCACCUGUGCUGAAUGAUUGCCCCAAGAACACAUCUAAAGUAUCCCAACCAGUUUCCAAACUCCCAUCAAGAAACGACUGUGGGGUAAAAGGCCCCAACUCCAACAAUUCAGCUUGCUCUCCACUUAAACAGAGGCAGCAAGUCCAGCACUCGGAUUCCUCUCGCAGUGAUAUCAGGUCUCCUUCACCUCCACUCCCACCAGGUUGGACCACCUCCCUACUUACUCGACCUGGUUAUGGCUCCUUACCUCAGGCGCAUAAGCCUGUGGUUAUGCUCCAAACCUCUAGCACAGUAAAGGCAACUGCCCGUAACACCAAACCUCUGUCUAGUCAUCAGUCAUCUGUUUUACAAAUGCAACCUCUAGCCCCCAACAAAAUGCAAGACACUCAUCAUAUGGCUCCCAAAAUGGGUAUUGAGGUGAAAAAGCCACCAAAAUGGGUCCCUGCCAAAGUCUACCAUCCUUUACCAACUUCGACCACUCUCCAAGAAUCCAAGGAAACAGACUCUUCCAAAUCCUCAAUGAACAGGACUGUGGCACAAGCCUCCCAUCAGGAAAAUAGUGUUCCCUUUGUGUUGCAAAAUCAGGACAGCUCACCUGUGUCCCAGCAAGGCAAUGGUGAGCCACAAAGUACAGAGCUCUUACCUCAGGCCUCAGCGUCUCUACUUUGCCAUGACAUAGUUAGUAUCUCUCAACAUUCUGUGACCAGGGCAGUAAAUGCAUCCCUUCCUGUUGGCUCCAAAACCAAUGAGACAACCCCAAAGCUGGGCAACAACUUUGCAGUUAUCACUGCUAUAAAGGGAGUGCAGACUUUUGACACCUUCAACCAGGACACGUACAGACGUCCAAUGAUGCACUGUGUCAAUGCAGCUGUAGCCAAGGCCAAAGCCAGGAGAAAGCUUGAGACCCACUGUAGCUCACUAGAGGAGGCUGCACUCCCACCUCCAGUGGCAGAGAAUGGUGUAACUUUGGACUGGGGAUUUGAUGAAGAGAGCUGGCUAUUCAAGCGCUCGGUCUCAGUCUCGACCCGACCUCCUCUCCACCCGGUUAUGGGCAUGAAUGGAGCAAAGGCUCGCAGUCAAAGCUUCGGCGCACGCUAUAUGGACAGACCAAACAUCAGCAGGUCUGGAAAUGUCCGUAAUCACAUCAAAACUAACUCAGGAAGCUCUUUGAAUUCUCUUGGUGAUGUAUUCCGGGGUAGUAUGAGUUGCUCCAAUAGCUACAAUUGUCCAAGGAACAAAUCCCACAACAAUUUCAUGAUUGAGGAAGACUUGCCAAUACCUCUGCAUCUGGAGGCCUCCAGUGAUCGAUUUGGUCUCAAACACCAGAGAUUAAACUCAUGUUCACAUCUCCGGACUGAGAAACAGUCCCCUAGCACCUUCUAUGAACGUAUCCAUGGGAAACCAGAGAGACAGUCAAACAUCUCCACCAUCGAGGAGAAGGUCAUGAUGGGAAUUGAGGAGAAUUUGCAGAAAUCUCAGCAGAAGGAGAAGACAACUGAAACUAAGCAGAAAUCCGGUUCACUGUCAAACUGGUUUGGAUUCCGCAAGAGCAAGCUCCCUGCUCCGAUUGGUAAAAAAGGAGAUUCUCCAAGGGGAAAAGAGGAGAGGAAGGAACCUAGGCUUGGAUCUCUCUUGGGUGGGAAGCAGGCAAAGUUCGACAAAAAGAAGGAAAGGAAGAAAAGUGAAGGUCAUCAAAUGGAUGGCUCGGUUGGGAAAAGAGACUCCCAAGAUACAUUGCUCGUCUGCCUUUCGAUGGCCUCCCUGGGAGCCCCAGGUAACAGCAACAUACAAGGACAAACCGCCAUCAGUGGGGACACAAAGACAAAGAUACAGAGGAUGAACCUCAGGACCGAUAAUGACAACAGAGUUGCUUUGAAGAGCCCCAGUGAAGAUCACUUUAUCGGCUCCGGCUGCAAGAUGCGAACGUUGGACAGCGGCAUUGGAACAUUCCCCCUCCUCGAUUCCUCCUCCUUGUUCUCCUCCAUCCUCCACCUCCUUCCCAAGUCCACAUCGGCCCAACACUCCCUCAGUCCUCCCAGUGCUCCCAGUUCCUCUAGUGAGGAGGUGUCACCCUCCCCAUUACCCCGGUGGAGAGUACCGUCUGGCUCAAAAGACCAUCUCUGCAGCCAACCAGGCCUGGACAACUCCUCGUUAUCCAACACCACUGUGACCCUUGUCCAAUCAGUGCCUUAUCCCACUUUGGCCUUCCUUCAGCCUGUCCAAUCCCUGUCUGAGCCCCUUGUGACCUGUGCCAGUGUGUGUGAUACCCAGAGCAUGCUGCCCAGACUCGCCUCAGGCUCCGGCUGCAAGAUGCGAACGUUGGACAGCGGCAUUGGAACAUUCCCCCUCCUCGAUUCCUCCUCCUUGUUGUCCUCCAUCCUCCACCUCCUUCCCAAGUCCACAUCGGCCCAACACUCCCUCAGUCCUCCCAGUGCUCCCAGUUCCUCUAGUGAGGAGGUGUCACCCUCCCCAUUACCCCGGUGGAGAGUACCGUCUGGCUCAAAAGACCAUCUCUGCAGCCAACCAGGCCUGGACGACUCCUCGUUAUCCGACACCACUGUGACCCUUGUCCAAUCAGUGCCUUAUCCCACUUUGGCCUUCCUUCAGCCUGUCCAAUCCCUGUCUGAGCCCCUUGUGACCUGUGCCAGUGUGUGUGAUACUCAGAGCAAGCUGCCCAGACUAACCUCAGCAGUUAGAAUGACAUGAUCAUGAAGACUGACAAGGACAACUGCUAAGAAACCAUCAGCAAAUAAAUUCUGGAACAAAAUGAGCAGCAUCGAGGGGAGAGAGAUAGAGAGAGAGAUGGCAAUCAGCAGGCAUGUAACCUACAGGGAGAUGCAUGAUUACAAUGGCUCAUGGUCAAACAAAAGCACUAUACCUACCUUUAGGAAUAGAACUGCCCGUGAAAACAUGUUAUGUCAACAUAUGAAGGCUAGAAGCCUGAAAGUUGCCCAUUUCCUUCUGAUGAGUUUCUGUCCACAGGACCCGAAGUGUUAAAAUCAGUAAACUAUUGAUUUACAGUCACAGGCAAUUAUAAUCAUCAUUGGACUUGGUUUGCUGUACUUGAAACACAUUAGCCUCUUCAGUAGCUUUACCAGUUAGCUCACACUUAGGUACUGUGCUGUAAUUUCUAAUUGCUCCUUAUCUUGUCAACUUAAUUAGACGGAUGGCGUGGGAAGAACGCCACAAUGACCUUCUCUCUUUCGGGAGUUUUAUGAAAGAGAUAGUUUACUCAAUUUACAAAAUAUUGAUUUCCUUAACCUGUAAGCAGUCUUUGGACAAGGAAAGACAGAAUUCAUGCCUUGGUUUUACUUACAGGAUCAAGUAAAGAAUAAGUAAUUUAGUAAUUUCGGUGAGCUAUCUGUUUAACAGUUAGCAAAACAAUACAGACUGACUUGGUAGGUUCUGUGCUGGGCAAUAUGCGGUUGGGUUGUUUAGGAACAAAACCGAUGCGUGCUCAACUUUGGGGCAAAACAACUAAACUCCAAAGGAUUAUUGAAAACGUGAAAUAUAUUUAGUCUCCGAAAUGUUUAUUGAAAACAUACUUUUGCCCAAUAAGCACUUGUUGUUUUCUCUCAAAUAGAUAAUCAAAGAUAUUGGGUAGCUAGCUAGCGAAAUUUUGCCAUAUUAGCAUAGUCAUACAGAAAGUCAAGCACCUCAAAACAAGACAUGGUAUCAAGAACAAGAUACAACGAGCUGAAACAAACCACAUACGAUUCCCCACAUGGCAGCUUCCUGUCAAUGUUGCUAGCUAUCUGACCAUUCAGAAUAAUAACAACUCAUGGUCUUCUGCCCCAUCAAUGUGCAGGCAUAAUUUUCUUGAUGUCGUCAGGCAACCUGUCUAUAUGUACUGUCAACUGACACACAAAAUCAGUGUGCAACAAACAUAACUUCAAGGACGUCUGACUGGCUAAUACGCUAUCAAUCACAGAAGUACAGUAUAGGCAGGAUCUCCACUCAUAACUGUGUCGUUCCACCUCAAAAAUCACAAGAAAGAAGAUUGACAUCCACCAUCUCAGAUUGUUCUGAAAUCGGUUCUGUAGUUAGUGACAGAUUCCAUUAGCGUUCCUGAAACAUUAUUUUGUUGAAAUAUAAUUUGAUCUCUGAGAAAUUCAGCUAAUUGAUUGCACACAAUUGGGCAUUUUAAUUGACAGGAUUCUGAUAAUAUUCAAUAAAUACAGUACCCAACAUCCGAUAUGGACCAAACAUGGGAUGACUCAACUGUAUGUCACUACGUUGAAUAGAUUCACCCUAAAACCGCAUGAACAAGUAUAUUAAAAAGAAUGUUAGCUUUGUAUAUAACAAGCACUUUUAAUGACUUGUUACACAUUAUUGAACUCUUGUUUAAACAGUAUACCUAUGAACUCAGUUAUACAUAAGCGCAACAUGAAUAUUGCUAUGCAGUCAGCUCAGGGAAAUGCCAUUACUCAUUUAGGAAAUACUUAAUGGAUGGCUAUAAGCAGGUUUCCAAUUUAACCCCAACACAUGAUUUUGGUAUAAUGUAAUGUAUAUUUACAGUGCCUUCAGAAAGUAUUCACACCCUUUAACUUUUUCCACAUUUUGUUGUUUAUUUUUGAAUUUAUUUAACCUGGCAAGUCAGUUAAAAACAAAUUCUUAUUCACAAUGAUGGCCUACCCCGGCCAAACCCACCCCUAACCCAGACAAUGCUGGGCCAAUUGUGCGCUGCCCUAUGAGACUCCCAAUCACGGACGGUUGUGAUACAGCCCAGGAUCGAACUCAGGUCUAUAGUGACGCUUCUAGCACCCUGCGCCACUCAGGAUCCCUGUGUUACAGCCUGAAAUUAAAAUGGAUUAAAUAUAGAUUUUUUUGUCACUCGCCUACACACAAUAACCCAUAAUUUCAAAGUAGAAUUAUGUUUUUCAAACUUUUUACAAAUGAAUAAAAAAUGUAUAGCUGAAAUGUAUUCAACCCCUUUGUUAUGACAAGCCUAAAUAAGUUUCGGAGUACAAAUUUGCUAAGCAUGUCACAUAAUAAGUUGCAUGGACCUAUUGUGAAUGACUGCCUCAUCUUUGUACCCCACAAAUACAGUUAUUUGUAAGGUCCCUGAGUCGAUCAACAACAUUAUAUUUACUCCACAAUACUAACCUAAAUGACAGAGUGAAAAGAAAGAAGCAUUUACAGAAUAAAAAAUAUUCCAAAACAUGCAUCCUGUUUGCAAUAAGGCACUAAAGUAAAACUACAAAUAUUAUAGCAAAAAAAAUGAACUUUAUGUCUUCAAUACAACACAUCACUGAGUACCAUUCUUCACAUGUUAAAGCAUGGUGGUGUGUGUAGGUGAGAGAAAACAAUUUAAUCCAUCUUGAAUUCAGGCUGUAAAACAACAAAAUAUGCAAUAAUUUAAAGGGUAUGAAUAUGUUCUGUAUAAACUUUAUAUGUAUAAAAUAACUGUGUGAGGUAUUGCGUUUAGGCAACUCACUUUUACGCUCCAAAUAAAAUGCAUAUUGUGUACUCUA